AUGAAGUCCGCUAAAUGUGGUAUAAGUGUCACCGCAUGCGAUCGGGACAGCGAAAAGGCGGAGGCAUGUCUCUCCAUGUGCGGGAUGUGUCCAUCUUGCGCUUUUGCCCCCAUGCCCCCUGCAUCCAACCGGUGUUUGUGGACGGCGUCGGAUGAAUUCAAGAAGAGGUUCGUGGUGGAGCUGCUGUUACGAUGCAGAAACGUCCAAGUGUUGGAAAGCAUCCAGAGUGUGCUGGGUGUCACAUCGUGGACUUUACUCACCUACGCCCGGUCCAGGAGCCCGACCUCCCCCGACGACUUCCCCUGCCGCGGGGCGGGCCGGGCGCUGGAGGGGAGACCUCUUGGGGUGAACCUGCAUGAGAUCUGGGACUGGUUCACCAGCAGCCCGGACUGGAUCAAAUCCCGCUACCUUUGCCGGCUUUUCUCACUCUGUGACUCGGAAUUAUUGCGCAUGUUGUCUAAUUUAACCAGCGUGCUUCUGGUCAGACAACAACGAGGGUUUCUGCGGCUUGAUGUGAGGAAUUGUAGUAGAGGUCAGCAUGAUUCUGAAAGUGAUGUAGACUCGGAGGACCCCGCUCUCAUGGUGGUGCCCGGAUCAGCAAAGUCUGCGUCUGGAGUCAGCCGCUAUCGAGAUUUCAUCAGGGGCCUACCUGUUGACCUGUCCAAGAGGAUAUUAGGUCUGUUGGAUGAGAUCUCUCUGAGACGCUGCCUGAAGGUUUGCCCAUCCUGGCAGCACCUCACAAAGGAAACCAUCGAGGAAAUCAAGUUCAGAAGACGUUUCCAGGAUCAAAUUGAGGCAAUGAUGAAGAAGAGUAAAGGUAUGAAUAAAGCCAGUUCCACUUACGCCAACAUCGUUGAAGUUCCUGUACCAAUCAAAACGGAUGAGAAAGUGGUUAUUCAUGCCAGUGUCCAAAAGGUCAAGCCAUUUGAAGCUGCUUAUGCCAAAAUCAAAGCCAAGAUGGUGCCAAUGGAGGAGCGAAAUGUUUACUGUGGUGCAUAUUUCACCAAGGUGCUGCUGGACAAAGAGGACCCUCAUCGGGUGGUGGACUACAGAGGAGGAUUGUUUAUGGCGACGGGCUCCAAGGACCGCUUGGUGCAUCUGCUUCAUGUGGGGUCAGAAACAAAGAUGGUGUCGGUGAUGAAGGGCCAUGUGGGCAGCGUCCGGACGGUGCUGCUGUGUGAGGAAAGAGAGCUGCUGAUCACUGCCAGCUGCGACGCCAGCAUCAGGUGUUGGUGUUUGAAGACAGACAGGUGUGUGAUGAUGCUGUACGGUCACACUGGCACUGUUAACUGCCUGGGUGUCCAUGCUGAUCGCCUUGUCUCAGGAGGUAAAGACUGUUUAGUUAAAGUGUGGAGUCUACACACAGGGAAGAUUUUUGAGGAUUUUCAUUUCAAGCACACAAGCCCUGUUCAGUGUGUGAGGAUCAACAUGAGGACGGUGUUCAGCAGCUGUGAUCGGGGCUUUGUCAAAAUAUGGGACAUGGAGAACGCAUUGCUGCUCAGGGUGAUUGAUGCCCACAGGAGCUCAGUGAGGUGCCUGUUCUUCGACGAAUGGCAUUUUGUAUCUGGAGACACCAGUGGGCAGGUCAUGGCCUGGAGUCUAAACUGUGGCGUUAAAGAGUGUCUGAUGACCUUCCCCCACCCAAAGGAGGUCAAAUCUAUGACUCUUGUUUACCUGCGUGUUAUCACUGGCUGUGUGGAUGGGAAGAUUCGUAUAUUUAAUUUCCUCACCGGAGAUUGUCUGAGAGAGAUCACGGCAGAGGCUGAAACAGUCCGAAUACUGUCGCUGCACUUCCAUGACAACCGAAUAAUAGUGAAUGCGACGUCAGGUGUGAAGCUCUACCAGUUUGCCAAAGUCUUUUGGGAAUACAGCGAGUCAGCUGAGGGAGGCCUGGGCGAUGCUGGGACUCAGAACGGUUUGGUUUCUGAAAACACAGCAGUCUCACUGAGAAAACUUCGCGUCACCUCUGCCGGGUCGCGUCUAAACUGGGUUGGAAUAACGAUAGACGCUGCCGGGUCAGAUCACACAGCACAGAAGAACAGGAAGAAGUCAGAGGGAGCGGAGCUGCUUUACCACACCCGCUUUCUGCCUUCCACCACUAAAGCACAAGCCAGAGAACGCUGUGUGACUGCCCCGUCCGUGAUGCUGAGUGAGAAGGCAACAAGUGACCGGAUCAAGAGGAGGGGGCUUCAUCAUCCUCUGAGCCGAGACUCCAUCCUCCUAAAGGUCAAUGCCAUCCAUAAGGCGCAGUGCAGGGAUGAAGUCGGCAUCAACAUGGAGUGCAACGCCCGGCUGCGAGACUCUUGGGGCCCCGACACGUCUCAGGACUCUCAGCUCUGGGACAGCCUUCAUACUCAGGAUGUUCCUCUCAGGAGGGCUAAAACCUGCGUUCCAACUUUAAAGAGGGAUGUCAGUCAAAAUAUGACGAACAAGACCCAAGGCAGAGCCAUCUCCACCGCCCCCGACACCCCGAGGAGACGCCCUACCUAUUUAUUUCCUAAAAAAACACAGCCUCACAGUGCUGACACAUUUAAGCGAGUAGGUGGAUUCAAAGAGUGCACCCUCAUGAGAUCGCUGCCUAAUCCAGAUCGCUCCAUGAAAACUGGCACCAGCUUGCCCAGGAUCAGCCCUGUGAGUCCAUUCAGAGAGCAGGGAGGGCUCCGGCUGCUCACAGUGAAAAAGGCUGGGAGAUUUUAGGGCCAAAAAGGAUCUGAACUGUGAGCAAAAAGUGUCCAAUAGAUGCUAACGUAUUAUUAUUUUAAUGAUAUGAUGUGUCAGCAGAACUCUAUCCCCACCGCACGCUGGGUGUUCUGGACAUCUUUGUUUGUUUUCAUAUUUUGUAAAUGUUAUGUUUCCUUAAAGCUCCACUAGGGGUCAGUAUUGCAUCACCUCUGGCUGAAAUAGGAAGCUUAACUAUUAUAUCUUUUUUUACUUAAGUUUUAUUUUUACUCUAUUUAGAUUCCAUUCGUAUGUAGUUUCAUUAUUUCCCAGCAGUAGGUUUGUAUUUUUCUGAACUUUUUUU
Messenger RNA from Notothenia coriiceps (black rockcod), 3022 nucleotides. RefSeq names its product F-box and WD repeat domain containing 10 (gene fbxw10). The record is from RefSeq and is a predicted model, not a curated record. The transcript has 12 exons. NCBI's taxonomy places the organism in Eukaryota, Metazoa, Chordata, Actinopteri, Perciformes, Nototheniidae. The coding region runs from base 1 to 2697 and encodes 898 amino acids. Gene Ontology annotation, molecular function: protein binding.